CGUUGUGUCUCGAUAGAAAGAGAAGUUGGGAAUUUGGAGAAGUGACAAGGUCAUCGAAACGAUGUCGUAUCUGCUUCCACAUCUUCACUCCGGCUGGGCCGUCGACCAGGCUAUUCUCGCCGAGGAGGAGCGUCUCGUCGUCAUCCGGUUCGGCCACGAUUGGGAUGAGACUUGUAUGCAGAUGGAUGAAGUGCUAGCAAAUGUUGCGGAGACUCUUAAGAACUUUGCUGUGAUUUACCUUGUGGACAUCACUGAGGUUCCUGAUUUCAACACCAUGUAUGAGUUGUAUGACCCUUCAACAGUCAUGUUCUUCUUCAGAAACAAGCACAUUAUGAUUGAUCUUGGCACUGGGAACAACAACAAGAUCAACUGGGCUCUCAAGGACAAGCAGGAGUUCAUUGACGUUGUGGAGACUGUGUACCGUGGCGCGAGGAAGGGACGUGGUCUGGUGAUUGCUCCCAAGGAUUACUCAACCAAGUACCGCUACUAAAUUGAAGUCCUGUACUUCAUUUCAGACUUUGUAAGACAAAUAUUGAAAAAACCCUAUGCAACGGGAUUAAUUUCUCUAGAUUCUGGAUUUGUUGUAUUGAACUCUGGGGGAAACAAUGUGUGAAUGUUUUACAGCCUAAACCAGUUGUGCACCAAUCAAUUGUUUAAGUGUGGCGCUAUUUUAACA
Molecule: messenger RNA, 676 nt
Organism: Rosa rugosa (rugosa rose)
Lineage: Eukaryota; Viridiplantae; Streptophyta; Magnoliopsida; Rosales; Rosaceae
Product: thioredoxin-like protein YLS8
Exons: 2
Coding region: 62-490 (142 amino acids)
Biological process (GO): mRNA splicing, via spliceosome
Cellular component (GO): U5 snRNP; U4/U6 x U5 tri-snRNP complex; spliceosomal complex
Source: RefSeq, a predicted model, not a curated record